Messenger RNA from Dibothriocephalus latus, 771 nucleotides. The record is from the annotation of a GenBank genome assembly. NCBI's taxonomy places the organism in Eukaryota, Metazoa, Platyhelminthes, Cestoda, Diphyllobothriidea, Diphyllobothriidae.
AUGUCAAUGGAUGAAGAAUGUUCACCUACUGAACGACAAGCUCGCCAGCUGUACAAGCUCUGUGACCCAGAGAAUCGUGGCUUCCUGACACGUGAGGAUUUAGCCCGCCUCUGCGAAGUUCUACCUUUCACAGAGGAGCAGUUGGACGCCGUGUUCACGUCCCUAGACCAGGAUGGUGAUGAGCAUCUGACGUAUGAAGAAUUUUUGGAUGGCUUAGGCAAGUUGUAUUGGUUUUUCAUUGAUAAGCAAUGUCCGUAUCUGGGUAGCAAACCACUGACGCUAGACUCGGGUGAGGAGGAGCCCUCGCGAGCGGACAGUCGCGAUGAGUCCGAGUGGGAGGAUUCAUUCAAACAGUCCUUUCAACAGCUUGGUGAAUCAGGCCUUGUGAAUGACAUUGAGUCCAUUCGUGAAGUUUGGAAGAAACUUCGAAACGAAAGCCCUGCACUUCUGGGAGAAUUCGAGAAACUUCUAACUUCACUUGCCAAGGAGCUGACGCACUCGAAGACGGAAUACGAAGGUCUGGAAGCAGCUCUGAAAAAACGAAUAAACGAACACGAGGAAGAGGUACGACAUCUAUACGAGGAAAUGGAGACUCAGAUAAAACAGGAACGCGAGAGGCUCCUCCUUCAGGAAAAACAGAAAGAAAGGGAAAUACGUGACAGUCUUGAGGGGAGGAUCAAAGAAAAGGACAAACUUCUGAAUGAAAUUCUGCGGCAGCAGGAGGAGGUCGGCGAGCAUUUUGAUCUUCUUUCAACAAUAUGUACAAAAUGA